CUUAUCAUUUCUAACAACACAAUUUUCAGGCGUCAGUGGGGCUUUCGCGUCGAAGGAAUUGUUUGUUUUCUCUUCCUAGGCAGAAGAAGCAAAUGUUAUAGUCAUGGACAAGCUUUUCGAAAAAAUCGGAGAUCAUUUCAACAAUCCAGAAAUGUCUGACCGCAUAUUAGUUGUCAAGAUUCGAAGAGAUGGCUGGGAAAAGCUCGAAGCAGCACACCGGGUUCGAAUCAUCACGAAAACGAAUUCUCAAGAGGGAAACGAUUCGAUUUCGGUCACUAACUUUAAUAAAAAAGAAAAGAUGCAUUUAUCUACAGACAGAGAAUCUAUUAUUGGCACGUCUGAACCAAAAUGUGACACCGAAUCUGCACGUCUUUGUGACGACUCUUUUAACUCCACUUCAGAAUUGAGAACUGUUAGCAGCUUAAGCUGUGAUUCCGGAAUAAGCGACGCUACAUUUUCUGAGACAAAAAGAACGGUUAAGAGUAAGAAAAUAGAAGAGUCCUCAGCUGGUGGCGAGAAAGGAAAUAACCCAGUGAAUGAAUACUCUGGAAAUUGGCAAGGUUUUGCUAAUUUGAAUGGGGACGCUGUCGUCUCUUCAACAUCAUCAGAUGUGCUCAUAGCAGACAUUAGCUAUGCUCAAAAAAUCGGAGCUAUAGGUUUAACCGCUUUAGAUAGUGACGACGGAAGCGCUUCAGCAUCUGCCCCUUCACCAUCGACCAACACCGAAACUGCAGAGACUAGCGAAGAAGAUUUGACAUUUACUGACACUGUCAUCCGGGAACAGCAGCUGUAUGUACACAGCUUUUGGCUGGCGUUGAAUAGUUCUUACUUUAGAGGCCUUUUUUUCAGCUCAGGGAUGAAAGAGACAAAAGUGAAAAAGGUUGAGAUGAACAUCAGUGAAUCCUUGUCAUCGAUGUUCCUUCUGUUGAUAGAGUCACUCUAUAAGCCUGAAGUUGUGAUGACAGAAAGUGUAGAAAAUCUUCUUGUUCUUAUGAGACUUGCUCAUGUUUAUGAUGCAGAGAGCACACUUAAGGCUUGUCAGAAACUUCUUGGUUCAGCUGAAUUGACAGUUGAGAUCUGUGACAAAUCUCUGAAUAUGCAAGAGCAUGAAAGACUCCCUGAAAUGGCAGAAUUUAUCAGACGAUGUGAGGAAUUCCUGGUCGAGGAAUUCAGUCCUUUAGACUCACAAUGGUCGAGUGAAGACUUUCUGUCUUUGAGUCCUAAUGGUCUACAGAAAGUUCUUUCCAGCAAUGAGUUGUGUGUAUCCUCAGAAAAUACUGUGUUCCUUGCACUGAUGAAAUGGGCAGAGGUGAAUGAAGUGUUCGAUGAUCAGCUUGAGCCCCUGUUGGAAUUGGUGCGCUUCAAAGCCAUGACCAUCAAUUACCUACACGACGUUGUUACCAGUGAUCACCCAAUCGCUUCUACAGUAGCUAAGUUUCAACUGAUGUUUGAAGAGGCUGUUUUUUACCAUGCCUUUUCUAAGGAGAGACAAUGCGAAGAGGGAGAACCCAUUGCUAGGAAAGCUCAUGAUGAUCCUGUCGUGUUUAACUGGACAGUGGACAUCGGAGAAGAUAUUGAAGUAGAGAAAAAAAAGAAGAUCAUUAAAUCCCCGCAUUUCUGGGUCAGCGGAUACGAAAUGUUCCUAGAGCUGAAACUGAGGACUUCCGGUUGUCAAGGCUUAUAUCUGACAAUAAGCACACGUGACUUCCGCCACAGUAGCAAAGGGUUCGUCAAACUGGCAUACUCUCUGACUUCAAACUUUCCUAAGGCCACACGGGUGAUCAACGAAGCGGACGUGUUUGAUAGAGAGGGGUCUGGCUGGGGAUACGAAGAAUUCUUCCCUUUAAGCUGGACUGAAUUCAAAGAUCAGCUGAAGAGAACUCCUCUAAUAAUAACGUCUCAAGUCAGUCUUCUGGAGUAGUGUAGAGUUUGAUCCUCUCCAAUUUAUUUCCACGUUUUUUCACCUUCUUCUCUUUUUAUGAACUUUAGGUAGUGAGUCAGCUAUUCUCUUUGUGUAUAACACUGUAUUCCAAACAAGACCGGAGAACUAUUUUUUAAGUAUUUCGAAAAUGGAAUUUAACUGUUACGGGAUAAUUGUAAAUCGAAAAGAAACGUCAAGAGGAGAUAUUUAGAAGACCCAGAACUAUUUCUAUUUAUUAAAGCCUUUCGUGCAUUCGUAACGCUCUUACACAUUUUGCAGCCUUUGUUGCGUAGAUUUUAUAUUUAUUUAUAUAUUUAUUGUCUAUGUAUGGGUAUUUGUCUAUAGAUGUUUUUUGGCGUGCUUGAAAGAGUCGAAGAAAUUAAAAUCGAACGAUCUCUAAUAUUUGAACCCACGAAAUGUAGAAACACAGAUUUCCUUGCAUUCAUUGUAUUAUCACUUGAAAUGACAGUGCCACUGAAACAUUUUUCAGCAAGGGCAAAUGUAGAUCAUUACCAACAGUUCACUUUGUCAGGAUUUCACGUCGAACGAGCGAAUAAAGGGUGUCUUGCAAUC
Stylophora pistillata is the source of this 2494-nucleotide messenger RNA. RefSeq lists its product as uncharacterized. Gene Ontology annotation, molecular function: protein binding. NCBI's taxonomy places the organism in Eukaryota, Metazoa, Cnidaria, Anthozoa, Scleractinia, Pocilloporidae. The record is from RefSeq and is a predicted model, not a curated record.